GGGGUGCCGCUGCCGGCGCUCCCGGGACACCGGGGCAGGGCAGGGCAGGGGGGUGUGACCGGCAGCACCGGGCUCGGUGUGCCCAGCUCGCCCCGGCUCCGAGCCCCGCCGGGGCUGGGGGCUGCGGUGCAGCCGGAGCCUCGCUUGUCCUUGGGAUUUACACCGAGGGAUCGGCCACGCGUGGCAGCGGCUGGGACCGGGGGUUUGUCCCCAGAGGCUCGGUUCUGCACGGCCCGGGUGGUUCCCGGAGGUUACAGGUGUUUGUUCUCGUUGCUCGGUCACGGGAGGGGAGCCGUGACCCUCGGCUGCGUUCCCAGCUCCCGCUGCUUGUUGGCUGACCUUGGGCAAGCGCUGCUCUCCAUGUGCCCGGGCUGCACAUGGGCUGCUCUCCUGGGGCUCCGCGGCUUGCAAAAACUGCAGGAAUACAAAUGCAAAGGGAGGCUCGGGAACGGCGCUGCCCUUACCGCGAGGGACAGAGCCAGGGCUCCUUUCCUUGCGGUGACGCUGGGGUGGGUGACAGCGCUGGUGGCACUUUGCAAAGCGGAUUGACAGGGCGGUGACACCUGUGACAGCUGCCUGUUGGCACGGAAUGUGCCACCUUGCCCCACAGCAGCGCUCUGCCAGCUGGGGCAUCACCAGUGCCCCAAAUGAGACGGGAAACCGAGGAGCAGAGCGCUCCAAGAGCCUUCCCAGGGCUGCCCUGCUCAGACCUCCUGAGCCCUGAGCCAGCAGCUCAACCUCUGCACCUUCCUGCCCCCUGGUCAUGCACUUCUUCCCGCUAUCAGCUCAGCUGGAGGGUUGUGCUCCAUGAGUUCAGAGCUGAAUUCAGCUGUCCUGGGGGCAUGCUGGAAGGAUGGACAUUCCUGAACUGCUCUGCAGGAGCUGCUUGGAAAAUCAGGUUUUGGGACACUCUGGGAGAGGUAAACAGGAGCCUUUGGUAGCCAGAGGCGGGAGGCUUUCCCUGCAGAAAGAGGAGAUGGAGAAGAAAAGACAAAAGAUCCUGAAACUGGAGUGGAGCUGCCUGGAAGAGGUUGUUCAGAGCACAGAGUUGGACUCCACGUGGUGGAAAACGUGAAGCCUGGAGGCUGAGAUUGGCCUGAACACCUCCUCACCUCUCGUGUGAGCAGUGACAGUGACAGUCCCUGGGCAGCACUGGGAGUGCCCCUGCUUCUUGUUCCUGGCAGGUUUGGCACCACGUAAGGGUUCUUUCCUAAGGAGAAGAGCAUUUAUAUGGCAUCCAGAGUGCUCCAAAAUUCCCUCUCGCAGCUCUCAGGACCCUGAGGAGUGCUGAUAACAAGGACUGGCCCGACUGGUUUGCAGCUCCACAGAAAUCUCAUGGAAAAAGUUCUGGAGGGAUUUGGACAAAGAUGAACGAAGACUUCCCCAGCUGAGCUCUCCCAGCGGCUCCUGAGCCAAGAGCUGCGUGUGGGGAGGCACCAAAUGGUCUCUGUGAGCUGCCAGGACCUGCUGCCCUCCCUGCCCGGCCCUUCCCUGCUCGAGAGCCUGGCCAGUGCCCUGCAGUGCAGGAUGCCACCGUCCCUUCUGCCAGGACACGGCGGUGACAGGACGUGUGGCCACCCGGAGGGCUCUGGGCACGUCCUGGCGGGUGGCACCGGCCACGCUGAGCCUGUCCCGCUGCCCAGUGUCAAGGAGGAGCCCCCCAAAGCCCAGCUCACCGAGGCUCAGCUCAGGCUGCCCGACUUCUGCCUCUCGCAGGACUUCAUCCCCACGCUGGAGGAGAUCGAGGAGUUCCUCAGGGAGAAGGCAGAGCUCCCCAGGGAUGAGGCAGGAGAUCCUCACCCCACGGGGUGGAAGGUGGAGAGCAAAGCUGAGCUCGGCUCUGGGGCACAGCCCAUCCCCAGGGCACACGAGGGAGGAGCAGGACAUGUCCCAGAGGCUGUGGGGACAGCUGCUGGUGACCAGGGGCAGGCUGCUGACAACCAGGUGGUGGCUGCUGGUGACCAGGUCGUGGCUGCUGGUGACCAGGUGCUGGCUGCUGGCAGCAUCCCCGUUGUCCUGCAGCUCCAGCCUCUCCCCAUGGACAGCGUCACCCCCCCAGCACAGCCUGGGGGUGUCAGGGUGGCCCAGCUGCUGAUCAGCCUGCAGAGCCCAAACCUGCCCGUCCUCCCUCAGCUCCAGCCCCCUGGCACCACCCUGGACCAAAAAUACGUCAGAAUUGCCCCUCUGCCGGUGGCCCCGGGGCCGGGGGACGUGCAGGGGGCAGAGGCAGCCCCCGGGGGGGGCCAGCAGGGCCCCCCUGCCCCGCUCCGCGCGCACCGCUGCUCCCACCCGGGCUGCGGGAAGGUUUAUUCCAAGAGCUCCCACCUGAAGGCUCAUUUCCGACGGCACACGGGGGAGAAACCCUACAGCUGUGCCUGGCCCAACUGCGGCUGGAGGUUCUCCCGCUCGGACGAGCUCUCCCGCCACAAGCGCUCCCACUCCGGCCUCAAGCCCUACCCGUGCCCCGCCUGCGAGAAGAGGUUUGCCCGCAGUGACCACCUGGCCAAGCACCUGAGGAUCCACGGGGGGCAGCCCUGCAGCCCGGGGGCGCUCCCCUAGUGCCUGCGUCCCCAGUGGGACAGCAGAUGGAUUUUGUGGAGCCUCAAAGCCACCAGGAGAACAGCAAGCAGCACCAGCCAAGCCCUUUCCACCCCAGAAGGACAUUUCCAAGGGGACACACGGACGUGUGAGGAGCCUGGAGGAGCUGGGAGCUCCUGCCAGGGCUGCAGAGCAGCUCCAGGCUGCUGACGUUCUCCUCCUGUUUGCCUUGGGGUUAAUUAAAGUCCAGCUCCUCGCUGCCGUGCCAGCUCCCCGAGCUUUUGCAAACAUCUGGGAGGGAAGGAGGCGCUUGUACAAACACAGCUCAGCGUCAGG
Messenger RNA from Pyrgilauda ruficollis (rufous-necked snowfinch), 2874 nucleotides. RefSeq names its product Krueppel-like factor 15. The record is from RefSeq and is a predicted model, not a curated record. The coding region runs from base 1441 to 2559 and encodes 372 amino acids. Lineage: Eukaryota; Metazoa; Chordata; Aves; Passeriformes; Passeridae. The transcript has 4 exons. Gene Ontology annotation, biological process: regulation of transcription by RNA polymerase II. Gene Ontology annotation, molecular function: DNA-binding transcription factor activity, RNA polymerase II-specific; RNA polymerase II cis-regulatory region sequence-specific DNA binding.